GGAUGUUUAUCUGCAGGUGAAAAAUAAUGGUUUGCUGGAUGCUCAUUUGUCUGAUAUUUGCAUUAGCACAUCUGCUGCACCAACUUACCUUCCGGCCCACAACUUCGAAACCAAGGAUUCUGAGGGAAAGCUGAGAGAGUUCAACUUAAUUGAUGGUGGCGUUGCAGCUAAUAAUCCGGCAUUAGUUGCUAUGGGAGAAGUAACAAAGGAGAUUUUCAAAGGGAACCAAGAUUUCUUUCCAAUUAAGCCCACAGACUAUGGCAGAUUUUUAGUGAUCUCAAUAGGAACAGGCACACAAAAGAACGAGGAGAAGUUUGAUGCUAAAGAAGCCAGGAAAUGGGGAAUUCUAGGUUGGUUGUUAAGUGGUGGCUCAAAUCCAUUAAUUGACGCCUUUACUCAAGCAAGUGGGGAUAUGGUUGAUAUCCAUCUAUCUGUGGUCUUCCAAGCCUUGCAUUCCCAAUCUAGAUACUUGCGCAUUCAGGAUGACACAUUAAGCGGAACCAUUUCUUCUGUCGAUAUCUCCACAAAGAAAAACUUGAAUAGUCUCGUUAAGAUCGGCCAAGAGAUACUUAAAAAACCUGCUAUCAGGACAAAUCUUGAGACAGGCGUUUGUGAACCGCUGUCCGAAGAAACCAACGAGCAAGCUCUUACAAGAUUUGCUAAGAUGCUGUCUGGAGAACGAAGGCUUCGAGAGAUGAGAUCACCGCUCACUAAAGCUAAAGAGGAGAAAAAAUAUUAUCUGUAGCUGAAUUUGAUUCUUUUAUAGCAAUUGUAUGCCAUGGCUUGAUGUUACCAAGAAAAAAUAUGUCAUGGCUUGACAACAAUAAGUUGACUCUGUUCUCAGCAGAAUUCAAUAACGUAUGAACGUAGUAUCAAUGUUUCUUUUUUAAAAGUUUAUCAUCAAUGAUUCUGUUAAAUACGCUA
This is a messenger RNA of Phoenix dactylifera (date palm), 924 nucleotides long. NCBI's taxonomy places the organism in Eukaryota, Viridiplantae, Streptophyta, Magnoliopsida, Arecales, Arecaceae. The record is from RefSeq and is a predicted model, not a curated record.